Molecule: messenger RNA, 1248 nt
Organism: Histoplasma capsulatum G186AR
Lineage: Eukaryota; Fungi; Ascomycota; Eurotiomycetes; Onygenales; Ajellomycetaceae
Exons: 4
Coding region: 1-1248 (415 amino acids)
Biological process (GO): regulation of transcription by RNA polymerase II
Cellular component (GO): chromosome
Molecular function (GO): chromatin insulator sequence binding
Source: RefSeq, a predicted model, not a curated record
AUGGACUCCAAAGAAGUCAGUCCUAGAAUCGUCUGCACCUUUGACAAUUGCAACCGUACCUUCGCUACUCAGAAGGAACUUCGAAAACACAAAAUCCAGUUCAUUGACCAUGAAUACUGUGCGCGUUGCGACCUGGACUUCGAAGAUGAGAGGGAAUUGUUCGCCCAUAAACUCGAGAGCAACAGCCAUAUUGUCUGUCCUUGCUGCGGAGAAGAAUUUAAAAGCGAGGGGGGCAAGAACACACAUUUUACUCAGUUCCAUAGGGCCAACCAAGAGAUGGUCUGCCACUUCUGCUCUGCCAAGUUCAGCCGUGCCCAUGCGUACAUGUGUCAUAUAGAAAACGACCAGUGUCCGUCGUUCUCUGCAGAGCGGUAUAGGGAACAGCGUGUCAAAAAGGAAGCUCUCAGGACCGUGAUGUCCCGGGUCUUGGACCCUAUUGGAAACGGCUUGGAGCUUCCUGGUUCAUCUAUCACUUCGAGCGUGGAUGGUGGUACUGGCCUCUCUCUCCUAGAUAGGCAUGAAACGAUGUCCACGCUGGAUGCGAGCAGUAAGCCGGCCGCCACAGGGAGCAGUGGUGGAUGGGACACGGCCUCUGUGCAACUCCGCGGUAUGAGCCUCUGGCCAACCCUCGGAGAAGGGCAAGACGUGGAGAUGGACCCGGAGGAGAGAGACUUCACGACGUAUUCUGACGCCGGAUUUUGCCGUGAUGAGGAGGGAUCUAGAAGCAGUUUCCGCACUAGCAACAGCGGCCAACAGAUAACCCCGCGCGACAAAAAAGCCCUUUUGAUCGAUUUUGACGAGACGUCAUCAAAGGCAUCCGAGAAAACUUGGGGAACUUGGGAAAGCAAAUUUGCCGCAUCGCCUAUUCCUCGGACAGGCGGGGCUGUCGAGAAACGCCAACAGGAACCAUGGAGUCCUUCUAAGUUCUUCAGUCCCGCUAUGGGCAAGUGGGUAUUUGAUAGUGAGAAAGGAUUCGAGAGCCACAUUAAGUCUGGUAUCCAUAUGGGUGGUGUUUUCCGCUGUCCCGGGUGCUUGCGCAUGUUUAAAACUAGCACAGCAUUGACAGCGCACUGCGAAUCCGCCACGGUGCGCUGCAAAGUGAAUAAGGACGAGAACUAUGCCCGCAUAAUGGAUGAAAUAUCCGCCGGACUGAUCGAGCCAGCCGGAGAGAAUGAAGAUGGCUCUAUCAGGUAUCGAACCGUUCUGCCAUCUCAAACUGGAAUUGAUUGGAAGAAAGUUGUGUGGUAA